GCGACAGAUACUCGUUCAAUAGUAUUGCGACGAACCUCACGAAAGCCUCGUAAUAUUCAGAGAUAUUUGAGAUUAACUUCACCGUCACGCUGUAGCAAUCACGCGACCUAGGAGUUGAUCCCUCACGAUUUCUCGCAUUCCUCCGACCUUUUAUCACCCAGUCCCAACUUCCUGUCACUGGAAAUGGUGGCCUGCGCACACAAAUACCCACGGACUGCGCGGUAGCUGACCGCAGGAGCAAAAUGCCCGUCACAGUAGAUGAGGUUGGCGUGCAGGCCCAGCAACCGCAGCAGGAGAGCUCCGAAGCUCUUUACACAGUUACGCAGCAGGAGGUGGAACUCGACAUCGACUUCAAGUCGCGGGUACUGAUUGGGCGCACGAGCAUCAUCAUAGAGCCUCAGUCGAAGGAGCUUACGUCAGUCUCGUUAACAUGUCGAUCCCUAAAGGUUACCAAAGUUUUUGUCGAUGGCCAUCCUGUCAAACUACCUACAUACCGCGAUCCGUAUGAUGGUUUGAACGUUAGGGAUGGAUAUACCGUUCAUCAGCAUCACCAGAUGCGAGAAAAUAUCGAGGAUGCUGUGAAAGAACAGCCUGAUCCCAAUCUUUCUAUUCAAUUUCCGAAGCAAAUCAAAGUUAAUACUUUGAAUGCAAACGAAAUCACAUCCGCACACAGUGCAGCCCUUGAUGCCGUCCUAGAGUCAGCUCUGGCAAACAAUUUGGAAGAAGGGGAUACCAUGUUCGUUCCCAUCACGAUCGUGGUCGAAUACACAAUCGAGAAUUCAAGAGACAGUCUACAGUGGAUAGGACUACGAGAUGGUGACUCACGGUAUCCUCAUGUGUAUACAUGUGCAUCAUCAUUACCGGGCUCGCUCCCGUGCUUUGUUUUUCCUUACCUUGGCUCGCCUAGUUCGAAAUAUUCCUGGAGAUUGAGCGUGUGUUGCCCACGAACUUUAGGAGAUCUUUUUUGGAAGCCGCAACGCACUAAGGGUGACCCGCGAACGAAUGGCGCGAACGGACAUGAUCAAACCAUGAAUAUCAACGCAAACGAGGAUGAAUUUGCUCGGGGGCUCACAAACGAGGAGCGCAAUAGAGACAUCAUUGUGGUUGGUUCUGGUUUGCUUGAAGACAACGAUGCUCCAUGCAAAUUUAGCGAGCGGCGAAGAAAAUGGGUCUUUCAGUGUUCGGUACCUGUUGCGCCUGUACACAUCGGCUUCGCAAUUGGACCCUUUGAGGAGGUGGACUUUUCUGAAUUUCGCGAGAGCGGCAAAGAGGACCAACUUAAGGACCAUGCCGUAGGGGUUCGUGGCUACUGCAUGCCUGGCCGAGCUGAUGAACUGCGCAACACUUGCUUACCUCUCCAAAUGGCUAUCGAUAGCUUCAUGCAGUCAUACAUAUCCUACCCAUUCGCCCCCGAAUGUCAGACGUACAAGAUGUGUUUCGUGGACGAUCUAGCUCAGGACGUAAUAGACACAGCAACACUUUCGCUAUGUAGCUCGCGUCUUUUAUAUCCUGAAACUAUACUCGACAGUGUGUGGGAGAAUUCGAGAAUCUUGAUUCGCGCUGCCGCAAGUCAGUGGAUCGGUGUCUUUAUCACUCCGAAAGCAAGUUCAGACUAUUGGAUUAUAGUAGGCGCGUCUUACUUCAUGGCUGAGAACUUCAUGGCGGGUCUUUGGGGUCGAAACGAACUACGAUAUCGGCAAAAGCUUGCCGCAGAUGCCGUCAAGGAUAAGGAUAAGCACAUGCCGUCUAUCUAUGAGUGUGGAAAUGCUGUUUCUCUCGACCCUGCCGAGCUUGAUUUCCUCGAAUUGAAAGCGCCUCUCAUACUCUAUCUGCUUCAUCAAAGAUUGGUGAAGCAGAGUAGUGCUGUUGGUGUCGUUCGAAUAUUGACGAGGAUGUUAUCUGACGCACGAUCUGGGCGGUUGGGGUCCAAUGAGAUAUGGACUGACCGCUUCAUUUACACGACUGAGAAGGUUGCGCAUGCAAAGGUCCAAAGCUUCUUUGAUCAGUGGGUCUACGGUUCUGGAGUACCUAGUUUUCUGGUUUCUCAAGCGUUCCAGAAAAAAAAGUUUAGCGUUGCUAUCACCAUCAAACAAACGCAGAAAUUGGAUGUACUCGCCUUGCAACCUCAACCUCUGUCUGCUGGCAACUUCUUUCGGGAAGUGAAAGAAAUGGAGCAUGAGAUAUAUGCUGGCCAGUUGCAAGAUUCAUUCACAGGACCAAUGACGAUUCGUGUACACGAGCCCAGCGGCCUGCCAUACGAGCAAAUCGUUGAAGUUCGUGAUGGUGAAACCAAAGUCGAAUUCCAUUAUAACUCAAAGAACAAGAAUCAGCUUCGAAAACGACGUCAGAGACUGAAAGAAGCCGCCGUUGAAGGCCACGCACAUGUUGCUGAAGACGGAGACGACUACGUGCCAACAUACUCACUCGGUGAUGUUCUCAUGAAGCCGGAAGAGGCAGCUGAGUGGCAGCUCGAAACUUUGAGCGAGGACCAAGAGAAUAUCCUUGCAAAUGCGUCAUAUGAGUGGAUAAGAGUUGACAAAGAUUUUGAGUGGAUCGCAAAUAUCAGCUUUCAUCCAGGGGGUACGCCGGGUGAGCUCGAACUCAUGUAUAUCAUGCAACUCCAAGGCGACAACGACGUUGUAGCACAUCUUGAGGCUAUUCAACGUCUCAUGGCCCUAACACCUUCAAGGUUGUUGUCAUCAGUCUUCCUGCGCACACUCAUGGACAGCCGAUAUUUCUACGGUGUGAGAGUUAAGGCUGCUGAAGCUCUGGUGGGUUGUGCGAUCAGCCAGCUUGAUUAUAUUGGGUUCUUUCACCUAGAAAAGGCUUUCAAGACGUUGUUUUGUUAUGAGGGUAAUGCUGGAAUGACCAAACCAAACGACUUCUCUGAUUUGAGGCUUUAUCGCAUUCGAUGCGCAAUUGUUCAAGCAAUGUCAGUCAUACGCGACGACAGGGGAAAGGCACCAAAGCGAGUUAAGCAAUUCUUUCUCGACACGCUGAAAUUCAACGAUAAUUCCAGCAACCAGUAUUCGGACUCAUAUUACGUCGCCUACCUCAUCUCUGGACUUACGCGAGCCCUUUCAUCGUCGUACAAUUCAUUCCAAUUCCAAAUGGACACCGAUCUUGCAGAACAAGCGGCCGAGGCUCGCUUGAAGCGUGAAGCUCUUGGUGAGAUCGAAAGGAUGAGGCGUAUCGAUGAAUGGAUACCCUCAUAUCGUAAUGUCCACACUCGAGCAGCGCUUCGCGGGUUGGUUGAUUUAAUGCUGUUGCGCAUUAUACCAAAACGCACUGCCUCCUUUCUACCGUAUACUCGUCCAGGCAACCAUGAUGAAGUACGUCUUGAGGCAUUUGACCACCUGAUCAGUCUUGGUAUGAUGGCGAACGAUUCAUUCAUUCGAUAUAUCUUCUCUUCACUUGCAAAUGAACCAUCCUCAUACUUUCGCGAUCGUUUGUGGCGCCGAAUACACCGAGGCCUUGCGUCCAUUGCUCUUGGCGAGACAAAAAUCGACCGUCAGCAAGACGGAGACGCAGAUAUGAAUGGUUUUACAAUUGACACUGGUGAAACUAUGCUGGCAAGUCGAAACGAAGCCAUGGAAAGAUCUACCUUGGAAGGUGCUCUCAAGUGGAUGGCAGUGCAACUUGAACAGAAUAAAACCUUGGAGAGAGCCAUCAUGGAUGCGCUGAGAUCACCCAUAAUUGGUUUAAAGGAUUUCUCUGAGCUGCUUGAUCUUUGCGCGCACCUCUACAAGACGAAGGACUAUCUACCUGUCACUCUCCAUUACCCACGUUAUUGGCGUAUCCAAAACCUCGGCGAUGGCAAAAUUCGUUUCUAUCGAAGCGACAAAUUCCGCUUCAAACCGCAGAAUAUCCGGCCUGAUCUCAAACGCAAGAAAACCUCGGACGAGCGGUCAGAAUCGCCAGAUGCGAAGCGCAGAAAAUCUGGUUUGCCACUCAAGAUAUCCCUCGGACGAAGUAAUCCUACUCCAAUCCCAACAACGCCAGCUCUCCAAGCACCUCCAGUACUUCCAUCCCCUGGUUCGUCUCAGUCAGCCAUCACAGCCAUACCGAAGCAAAUCCAACCUUCACAGAACGAAUCACCGGCGCCACAUGCUCCGAUAAAAUCAACGUCCCCUGUUUCUGUGAAGAAGAAGCCUUCGCCAGCUGUAGUGAAAAAGGUUUCCGCGUCUUCAGCAAACUCGUGGGUAUCUCCUGCUCCAAAGCUCGCUACGAAAUCUGUGUUGAAGCAGAAGCGUGUGGUGCUCAAGUUCAAAAACAAGAAGAAAGAAUACGCGUCAAUUGUCAAGGGUACAACACUAGAGAAAUCUAGCGCCGUACCAAAAGUGCCGCCGUAUGCAGACGAUGAUGAUGACGACGAUGACGAACCACUUGCCUCACGAGCAUCUGCCCUUCCACAGACGAAUGGUACUACUCAUAUGAAGAUGGAAACGGCACCACCUCCACCACCACUUUCAUCUAUUCCUGCACCGAACACUGAAACACCAUCCUCUAGACCUUCAGACAUCCCCCCGCCCCAGCAAAAAUUAAAACUUAAACUCAAAUUUGGCGGGGGUGGUAAGUAAAAUUACCUCUUCUCAUCGUUUUCCUCUUCAACAGUUUUGUAUUACUUGACAGGAGUCAAAAGAGCUUCCAUCUGGUACCGGUUAGGCAGGCUCAGUGGUAUAGUUGAAGCCGUGUAUAUUAUCGAGCUGUGGCGUUCCUCUUAGCAAUCUUUUCGUUUUCCAUUGGCGAGACUGAUACACUCCAUUCAUCGCAACUGGAGAGGCAUAACGGUGAGGGACGAUUUACCCAUAAGUGUGGGAAAGAAAAUGCAACAAAAUCAGGAAGCACGAAUGAAAAUAAUUAUAAGCUUUUGAAUACAAG
This is a messenger RNA of Verruconis gallopava, 4881 nucleotides long. RefSeq lists its product as uncharacterized. Lineage: Eukaryota; Fungi; Ascomycota; Dothideomycetes; Venturiales; Sympoventuriaceae. The record is from RefSeq and is a predicted model, not a curated record. The transcript is spliced from 3 exons. Gene Ontology annotation, biological process: transcription initiation at RNA polymerase II promoter. Gene Ontology annotation, cellular component: transcription factor TFIID complex. Bases 243 to 4580 code for a protein of 1445 amino acids. Gene Ontology annotation, molecular function: RNA polymerase II general transcription initiation factor activity; transcription cis-regulatory region binding; chromatin binding.